Messenger RNA from Marasmius oreades (fairy-ring Marasmius), 1086 nucleotides. RefSeq lists its product as uncharacterized. The transcript is spliced from 4 exons. Bases 1 to 1086 code for a protein of 361 amino acids. NCBI's taxonomy places the organism in Eukaryota, Fungi, Basidiomycota, Agaricomycetes, Agaricales, Marasmiaceae. The record is from RefSeq and is a predicted model, not a curated record.
AUGUGCAUUCACAACAACUUCGAGGAGCACCGCAGGGAGAAGAGGCUGGGAGUCUACAGAGUGCUGGAUAAGGAGCGGCUGCCUCCUGGAAAUCCAAAGGACCACUAUUCGAUAGCUCAGGGAGAGCGGUUCUACCUUGCUCUUUGUCCUUUCCAACAGCUUUACCAGGAUGAUCCAGCGGUAGAGAAUUUCUACGACCAAUUACGUGCCCAUCUCCUCACCCACAUUCUCAAGACCGACAACUCUGAAGAUUUUACUGUAGAAGACCUCUCAUUGAUUCGUUUUGUGAAGGACAAGAUCUUCACGCACAAGUGCUUCCGCCUCCACUAUAAUACCUACGACAUCCGCCGCAAAGCCCACACCAUCAGCACUCGAUUACAUCCCGAUGUCAUGGUUCUCGCAGACGACACAACGGCCAGGGAACAGGAACACCCUUACUGCUAUGCAAGGGUCGUCGGAGUGUUUCACGCAAAUGUUGUCUAUUGGCGUCAAGAUAUGGCUUAUGAGGAUUCAGCCGCCGCGUUGUAUAGAUUUCCUCUGGGUUCGGUGGCCAAGCGUUUCCCCCAAAUCCACUUCCUACCCUCAUCCGAGUACAACACCUUCGCUUUCAUCGAUCCAUCCACUGUAUUACAAGGAGCAUAUAUACAGCCGUCAUUUACUGAGGGAUUAACCUCAGAUCUCCUUGCUCCAACAUCCACUGCAAGAGUUUACGAGGGUGUAGUGAAUGGGAAGUACGAGCUGGAGACAAAGGACUGGUGUAAAUACCAAGUAAACCAAUUUCCUGACUGUGAUAUAUUCAUGCGAUACCACAGAGGCAGUGUAGGACACCCCACCUGCGAAUUCACCUAUAACCUCAAAGCCGAAGCGACGUUCAAAGACUCCCCAUUACCAGUAUAUGAUCGCAACACCGGGAUUGUCAUGGUUCGCUCCUUGUCCCCAAUAGACGAGGUGCUGGAUGAGAUGGAAGAAGAGGAGGACAACAAUGACAAACUGUGGCCAUCAGAAGAGUCCGACUCCUCAGAGGAUCUAUCUGCUGAUGGCUAUACCUUGCAGGACAAUGACCUUGAUGAACUCGAGGAUUUUUGA